GUGGAUUUGGUCACGUAGCUCCUUCCUCGGUUUCUUCGCUACGUGAGGCUGACUUGGAGGGAAGUGAACGUCGCUAAGAAAGGACAAAAAUAGGAGAAGGGAGCAGAAACAACAACUACCCACAAAAGCUGCCUCAGGAGCAGUGAAGUGUCUUCAUGGCAGUUCGUCGAGGACACAUUAAGUACUUGAAAGCUGACCUGCAGGAGGUGUAUGACAUGUCGAACGGUUAUGAAGACCACAUGGGAGGGGACGAGGGGAAGGACGCCAAGACCAACCUGAUAGUGAACUACCUGCCUCAGAGCAUGACGCAGGAUGAGCUGCGGAGCCUCUUCACCAGCAUCGGGGAGGUGGAGUCUGCCAAGCUGAUUCGAGACAAAGUCGCAGGCCACAGUUUAGGGUACGGAUUUGUUAACUAUCUUAACCCUAGUGAUGCAGACAGAGCUAUCAGUACACUGAAUGGACUAAGGCUACAGUCCAAAACUAUCAAGGUUUCAUAUGCACGACCCAGCUCUGAUACAAUAAAGGAUGCCAACCUGUAUAUCAGCGGCCUGCCAAAGGCCAUGACCCAGAAGGAUGUUGAAGACAUGUUCUCACGUUACGGACGCAUCAUUAACUCUCGUGUACUUGUUGACCAGGCCACAGGUACGACAGGCGCGUCCCGCGGGGUGGCUUUCAUCAGGUUUGACAAGCGGGCCGAGGCAGAGGAGGCUGUCAAAAACCUGAAUGGCCAAAAACCACCUGGAGCCUCUGAGCCAAUCACAGUGAAGUUUGCCGCCAACCCAAACCAGGUGAAGAACACGCAGCUCAUCUCUCAGCUCUACCACAACCAGUCCCGACGCUUCGGCGGGCCCGUACACCACCAGGCACAGCGGUUCAGGUUCUCCCCCAUGGGCGUUGAUCACAUGAGCGGCAUGGGAAGCGUCAGUGUCCCCGGGAACUCCACCUCCGGCUGGUGCAUCUUCAUCUACAACCUGGGCCAGGACGCCGACGAGAGCAUCCUCUGGCAGAUGUUCGGCCCCUUCGGUGCAGUCACCAACGUCAAGGUGAUCCGAGACUUCAACACCAACAAGUGCAAGGGCUUCGGCUUCGUCACCAUGACGAACUACGAGGAGGCGGCCAUGGCCAUCGCCAGCCUGAACGGCUACCGGCUCGGAGACAAGAUACUGCAAGUGUCCUUCAAGACCAGCAAGGGCCACAAGUAGAGAGAGCUGGACAAUCGGGUGUAGAGGAGAGAUGGAAAGAAGCUGCGCCAGGCUUUUAUGGCAGAAGUAUGAGUUUUCCAAGUCUGGCACAUCUGUUUGGGUUUUAGUGUAUUCAGAGUUAAAUGACAUGUUCACUCUCCUGCACCUUUGUACUUGUCUAAAAGAGUGUCUAGGCAGAUUUUUUUUUUGUUUGUUCUUUUUUUUUCCAUCUUUAUACUCAUGCUUGGGGCUUGAGGACACUCAGUAGAUUUAAUUUUUAGUGAGGGGGUGAAGAGGGAAAAAUCCCAUGAUACCGUGAUGAUAACUUUUUGAAAAUAAUCUAAAAAUCUAAAAUACUGUUCAUAUGUGUUGCAUGUAUAACUGUGGGGACUAGAUAUAGGAGGCACGCAAAUGGUUCUUAGCAGUGCACUGAAAAUACGGAGCACAAGGAAAGCCCUGCAGAUUGUUCUCCAAGUGUUGACAUUUUGGUGGUUCAUUUAAUCCGAAGAAGGCGAGGAGGAAUACUCUGCUCGUAGCCAGUGGUUGUCAUUUCGGAAAAGCAGUGCUCUGUUCUGGAUCCUCGUCAUAAGUAGAUAAUAGAUGCCUUAAAUUAUCAUCCAGCGGACACACAGACCUACAACACCACUCACUGUCUCGAGUCUAAUCUAAGAGCAAAGCACUUUUAAUCUGUUUUAGGUUACUCUGAAUAUCAGUCUUUUUGAUGUUAAUCUAUUGACUUUUGCUCGCCCUGCUAUCAGGUUAACAAUUUUAAAUAUGACGAGGUCUGGAGCUAAGUGUAUGUUUUGUUAUCCCUGUGUAAAGUGUCUUUUUAUUAUUAUUAUUAUUAUAAUAAGUUGUAUUUCAGGAGAGUCCUGUUGAAUAUGAACCCCAGUCAAUGAGUAGAGAAUUAAGAUGGACCAAAGGCAGGGAGAGACUUGAUUAUAUUACCACAGAGGAGUUUUCAGAGCAGGUUUAAGGUAAAUUUAUACCUUAAUUUGCGGGUGGAUUUUUCUUUUUUUUGAAGAGGUACUAAGGUUAUAUCUGACGCUAACUGAGAGCAACACUUUGGCUCAGAACACCGUUCUGUUUUGUUUUUUCUUUUCUUUUGAUUUAACUUUUUCUUUGUUUGGAACAUUUCAUUUUCUUUCUAAAAGGCAUUUAGGUUUUCAUUUGUUACAAUGUAAGUUACAAACUUGUUUUAACGAGUGCUUAUCUCAAGUUUGGUGAGACAUUAAUGGCCUUUGUUAAUGAUUUCAGUUUAGAUUUCUUUUCUUCCUUUCUUUUGUUUUGGUUGUUUCGCUUUGAGCAUAAAACCAUUAAAUUUUAUUUCUUUUUGCUGAAAGUUUUGUUUGGUUUGUUUCUUUUUUUCCUUUACCCUUUUUUUGUUUAAAGAUUUGGUUUGGGGCUUUGUUCUGUUGUUUUUCUAGGAGCAAAUUUGCAGUGUAGGUAAAAGAUCCCUGGUCUGGCAAAAACAGACUGUUACAAAAAGUGUUUACACUGGAGGCAUUUAAACAUCUGAGACAGGUUGAAAUUAACACAAUAUACGGACCAGUGUUUGUUAGACAAAAGAAUCUGUACACAGACACUCAAAGGAAAGUGAUUGUCCUUUGGACAUUUCAUGAAGCAACUUUUUAAGACGGACAGAAACGUUUAAACACCUUAAGUAACAAAAAUAGCAAGUUAAAGCUGGCUCAGUAAAUCAUUUUUAUUCCCGGCUGUAUGUCAAUGGCGACUCACACACAAAGUGAGGCUAGAUUUGUUGUUAAAUAUUGAAGAUUGAGGGUUUUAGACUCAUUGCUCUGAUCUUUGUCCAAUGGGGAUUACUUUUGACUAGUGAGGUUUUGUUUGCUUGCGCAGUGGAACACUUCUUAUAUCAUCCGUUUGGAAAACACAUCUUAUCACAUCUUUUUAUAGCGGCAAGUUAGUUAAACAGUCCUUUUCUCCAAGGUUUUUGAAAGUUGAAGCAUUACUAUCGGCACCCUUAUUGUCCUUGAUUUAACCUGACCACAAAUUGAACAGAGAAACCACUUGUUGAUGGUUACAAAUGUUAUAAAUACCAAAUGAUUCUUGGGAACGGUACCUGCUCACACUUGGUAGGAUUCGCUUUUAUAACCAUUUUUCUCCCAGCAAAUAUUCCCCUCACGCCUAAUUUAACACCUCUUUUAAUCUGUGCCCCCUCUGAAAGGAGAUUUCGGUCUUAAAAGUGCUUUUUUUUUCCAUGUUAUUUUUGUGUCACAAUCCUUAACUUUGUGCAAUAUUUUGUGACUUGCUCAAAGCAGGUAAUAGAAAAGUUGUUGUAGUCUUGGAUCUUUUUUUACAAUUGCUUUUUUUCUACUGACGUUUUAUGUUACUGCUUAGUUUUUUCAGCAGUCUAGUUGGCAUUGCAUGAGUAAUGCAAGUGAAUUUGUUUUAGGGGCAGUCAGAAUAAACUGCAUUCCGCCUUAAUUUAUACGUUGGAGUGGUGUAUUUUACAUCAAGAGGAGGCGCAGAUAUUUAUUUGACAAUGUAUGCGGUCAUACUUGUUACUUAUUGGAGUGUUUUUAAUGGAUUAUUUUGUUUUCUUGGUUUUAAAGGACACUAAGUUGAAGUCCAUUACAUGUCUUCUAACAUUGGAUCGUUUCAAUAAAAACAUGGUGGCUUUUCAGAAUUGAAAGAA
Epinephelus lanceolatus (giant grouper) is the source of this 3837-nucleotide messenger RNA. It is a transcript of the gene elavl1a, whose product is annotated as ELAV like RNA binding protein 1a. Lineage: Eukaryota; Metazoa; Chordata; Actinopteri; Perciformes; Serranidae. Gene Ontology annotation, cellular component: ribonucleoprotein complex. Gene Ontology annotation, molecular function: RNA binding. The record is from RefSeq and is a predicted model, not a curated record.